AUGAAUACAUUAUCAGUACGUGACCUUUGCUGUUUGUUUUGUUGUCCACCAUUGCCAUCGCGUAUAGCUGCAAAACUCGCUUUUCUACCGCCUGAACCAACUUAUUCGUUAUUACUUAAUAGCAACCCUUCAUCGGCUACUAAUGGUAUAAAUGAUCAAACAAAUCAAUCAUCAGCAAAAAAUGAACAAUCUGAAGCAAAUUCACCUCUUCGAUACACAAUAUUCUUUUCAGAGAAAGCCGAAUGGCAACAUACAACAAAUGAAAUAUCUAAAUUAGAGCCCUAUUUUGUAACCACAUCUCGUCAUAAUCGUAUUGCUUGUAUCUAUGUUAAAUGCGUAACAAAUCCAAAAUAUUAUAUUUUAUUCAGUCAUGGCAAUGCUGUUGAUCUUGGUCAAAUGGCUAGCUUUUUUGUUGUACUGGGUUCACGUUUACAAUGUAAUAUAUUUAGUUAUGAUUAUUCCGGUUAUGGUGCAUCACAUGGAAAAGCCAAUGAAAAAAAUAUGUAUGCUGAUAUUGAAGCAACAUAUCAUUCCAUUAAGCAACGAUAUCAUAUACCCGAAUCAAAAAUUAUUCUCUAUGGACAAAGCAUUGGUACUGUCCCUACAAUUGAUUUAGCUUCACGUUUUAAUGAUUGUUGUGUAGCAUGUGUAUUACAUAGCCCAUUGACAUCAGGCAUGCGUGUAGCAUUUCCUGAAACAAAACGAACAUGGUGCUGUGAUGCAUUUCCUUCAAUAGAUAAAAUUCAUCGUAUACGUUCGAUUGUUUUAAUUAUACACGGGACUGAAGAUGAUGUUAUUGAUGUAAGUCAUGGCUUUGCACUUUAUAAUCGAAUACAUAUGCAACAUCAAACGGAACCAUUGUGGGUCGAUGGUGCUGGUCAUAAUGAUAUUGAAGCACAUGGUCAAUAUGUUGAAAGAUUAUUAAGAUUAAUUGACGUUGACAUUCCACAAAUUUGUUUAAAAAAACAAGAACAACAACAAGAGCAACAACAGCACCAACAACAGCACCAAGAACAACAACAACAACAGCAACAACAACAGCAAACAACGGCAUCUGCUCCACCUACGCUUGCAUCCACACUUAUUAUACCAGCAUCAACAACCAAUGGAACAAAUUAG
Messenger RNA from Rotaria socialis, 1119 nucleotides. Lineage: Eukaryota; Metazoa; Rotifera; Eurotatoria; Philodinida; Philodinidae. The record is from the annotation of a GenBank genome assembly.